Messenger RNA from Thunnus maccoyii (southern bluefin tuna), 2508 nucleotides. It is a transcript of the gene txnipa, whose product is annotated as thioredoxin interacting protein a. The record is from RefSeq and is a predicted model, not a curated record. Gene Ontology annotation, biological process: protein transport. Gene Ontology annotation, cellular component: cytoplasm. Lineage: Eukaryota; Metazoa; Chordata; Actinopteri; Scombriformes; Scombridae. The transcript has 6 exons. Gene Ontology annotation, molecular function: ubiquitin protein ligase binding. The coding region runs from base 188 to 1378 and encodes 396 amino acids.
UCAUGGGCAGCUGAGGCUCGUCAUAUAAAAACUGCAGUGCCCUCUUUGUUUACAGCAGACAGAAGUGGAAGUCAGUACUUCCCAAUUCGAGCGAUCGCUUCCCAGCGGCUCCAUCAAAUAGCCAGAAGGCUCGACACGUUUCAGCCCAGUUUUUUUUGUCUGUUUUGGGUAUCCUAAAUACGCAGUCAUGGUGGCUAUGACAAAGAGAGUGAAAACCUUCCAAAUUAUCUUUUCGGAUCCCAGCAAGACUUUUUACUGCGGCGGUGAGAAGGUGUCUGGCCGGGUGGAGGUGGAAGUGACCGAGGUGACGCGUGUGUCCGCAGUGAAGGUGCUGGGUCUGGGCUGCGCCAAGGUGGAGUACGCUAAAGGCAAACAGCGAUGUCGCCAGGAGGCUGAGUACCUCAGAUACGAGGAGGUACUGCGGCUCGACGAGCAACCCACAGACUCUGAUGGAUCAGUCGUCUUGAGGCCUGGCAACAAAUAUGAGUACACCUUUGGAUUUGAGCUCCCCGAGCAAGGUCAGCUGGUGUCGUCAUACAAAGGGAAGUUUGGCUAUGUCCACUACUAUGUGAAGGCCCUGAUGGAGAGGCCACAGCAGCCCACCCUCGAAUGCAAGAAACUCUUUGAGGUGGAGGAGCCUCUGGAUGUCAACACCCCAGACCUGCUGUCUCCCACAGGUGGCAUGAAAGAGAAGAAAGUCACCUGCAUGUUCAUUCCAGAUGGUCAGGUGUCACUGAAUGCUAAAAUCGAUCGCCGUGGCUUCUGUGAAGGUGAAGACAUUUACAUCAAUGCAAAGUUUGAGAACACCUGCUCCCGCAUUGUGGUGCCCAAAGCCGCCAUCAUUGCCAAACACAUCUACCAGGCCAACGGCAGGACCAAAGUCUUCCGCCAGAAGUUGUCAUCUGUGCGUGGAAACCACAUCAUCUCUGGCAUGUGUGACGCCUGGCAAGGGAAGACCAUCAGGGUUCCAAAGAUCAAACCAUCCAUCCUGGGCUGCAACAUCAUCCGUGUGGAGUACGCUCUGAUGAUUUACGUCCACAUCCCUGGAAGUGAGAAACUGAUCCUGGAGCUGCCUCUUGUCAUCGGGACCGCUGGUCUUGGCAGCCGCAGCAACAGCGUGAGCAGUCAGGAAGGUUCAGUCAGCAACGCCUCUCAGAGCUGGGUGUCUCUCAGGAUGCCCUCUGAGCCGCCCAGCUACUGUGACAUCACCCGCGACUGCCGCCUGGACCAGCCCCUCACUCCACUCCUGGACGACUUUGAUGGUGAUGACAGCCCCAUCUUCAUGAACGUACCGGCAUUCCAGUUCCCGCCGCCACCAGCGUACACUGAGGCUGAGGAAGAGUUCAAUGGCAACGCUCGCAUGCUUCCUGUCUGUUGAAGUCCAGCAGGGAAUCUAGAACUGUGGUCCAGCUCUCAGGGACCGUUAAUCUAAGGCACUUGAAAAGGAGCGGAAGGUCCAAACUCCAGAGGAGAUGUGUUGACGUGGAGAAGUAAAGCCAGGACUGUGGAGGUGGACAGAAAGAUGCUCGCCUGUUCUAUCAGCUGUCUUCACUGCACUUAAUCGCCUUCGCCGACCCUGAGUCUUCCAUGUGGUGUUCUUCAGGUCCUCGCAGACCUGGAGGUCCAGCCACAGAGUCUGUGGCGCACUACAUUUCCGAAUAAGCUGUCCCUUCCAGAGACUUGAUAUCAGGGUCUCAUUGCCCAUUCACAGCCACUUUAUGACUUUGUUAUCGGGGCCAAGCAUUGUAUGAGUCAGGCCUCAGCCUGCUGUGACAUCUUUGCUUUGGGGUUUGUCUUUCCCGCAUGAUGCUUUGUCAUUCCAGUCAAACCCUGUAUCUGUAAGGGAUUUCACUAGAGAGACCAUCCUUUCCAUUACUUCAGUCCAGUUAGUUUGUGUUGCUGUUCAGAUUUUUGGAAUAUUGUUGCCUUUGAGAAUUACAGCAUGUAGAGUUAUCUUGCCUGGAUGCUGAGUGAACCCCAUGCAGCAUCCAUAUUUUCUUAUGUACCAGUGUUUGAAAUCAAAUAUGGUUUGUUGUUUUUAUUGCACUUUUUUAUUGAUGCAUUAUGCUCUACUACUGCCUACAAGCAUUUAUUUUUUUUUAAGUUUGAAUAAUGUUUCUGAUGUGGAGCGUGAAACUCAAUAGGUAAAACACUCCAGACUUAUUUUAACCUCACAUUUGAUUUCCAAACUCAGGUUUGGUGGUAAGCGGUGAUUUCUUGACACUGCAAGUGCCAAACACAAUCCACAAGAGCAUUCACGCUCCAGAAUCACGGAGCACACAUUAUGUGAGGAUAAUCAUUAUAUCUGGUCUGCAGUUGUCCUAGACAACAUUUCACUGUGAGAUCCUUCCUGUGGUGGUUUCACAACUUCUGUUCUUUCAGGGCUCAAAGAUAAAAAAAUCACUGUUAAAGACUGAUUUGUGAGAAAUAUGUUUGUAAAGCAUCCUUGAUACUCAAAACAAGUAUUUUUGUAUGAAACCCUAUGGGUUGAUUUCUUUUUUUAUUAAA